AGUUCAUUUUCUAGAAAGAGACCAAAAAAACACAAUCAGAGUCGGUGUUCUUCACAUCAUCAAUUCUAUAACAAUGGCUACGGAGCAAUCUGUUAUGCCGGUGAUACGGGCAGCAAGACCCACUUUCCGUAAUCCCCACGACAAGGUAGCGUUUGCUGUUCACGCUGCCUUCCUUGCUUCUGGCUUUGUUCUCCAUGCCACUGGCCCUGCCGCUUCAACUGAUGAUGCUCUUUCUUCCACCUCAACUGUAGAUGAGGUGGGUAUUGAUCAUUGGAAUGAAUUUGAGGAUUGUUACGCAUUUGUUUAUUCAAAGCCUGAGAAGAGCUCCAAAAAAGUGUUGGUGAAGUGCCUCGCAAUGAACAAUAAGCUGCUUAUAGAUGCAUUCAGGGAUGGCGAUAACGAGCCUCUACAUCUUGAACUAAGUGUUGAGGACUACAUUGUCGAGGAUGGGGGAACUAACUACAACACCCAGUUCAAGAAUUUGGGAAAGCUGGUAGGAGAACUGAACAAAGCCAUCCUGACUAAAUAUACUGGUUCUUCUAUGUCAAAUUCCUCUACUCAAACUUCAAGUUCUGAAAAGGGAGAAAUCAACAACCCUCCUAAUGUUGAACGCCAACCUGACUAUCCGUAUCAGCCUGCAGGUUCUUUUCCCUCAGGGUACGUGGUUCCUCCCAUUCCUGGUAUUGGUGGCGGUGAUCUUUUCCCCGGGCCUGGUGCCGGAGUAUACCCAACCAGAGGCGAACCAGGAGCUGGUGGGAGCAUGCUUGUAGGGCCUAAUGACCCUCGUUUUUUUGGUGGAAUGGGUGGGGAUCCUCGUUUACCUGGUGGACUGCCGGGUGUUCCACCUGGUGCCCGUUUUGAUCCAUAUGGUCCACCAGAUGUUCCUGGCUUUGAACCAGGUCGCUUUAUCAGGAACCCAAGGAGGCCUGGAGGUGGAGGGAAGCCUCAUCCAGAUCUCCCACAUUUUGGCGGCGAUUCUGACUUCAUAUAGACUAGUUUGGAAGACAAAACUCAGAUACAGUUGGUCUUGUUUUUUCUGUUUUUGUUAGUCUUGUGAACUGCAGAUUUGAGUAUUUCGAGUUAGGCAACGAUGUAUAUAAGUUUUGCUCAACUUCAAAUUUACGCCUGGCUGGAACAUUACAGGACAGUUUGCUGGUGGUUUUGUAGUUAUGUAACUUUUACUUGAGCAAAACUAACUACUGUUUAAUCCAAAGUUAUUAACAUGCUUAACAUCACUCUGGAUAAGGAGCUA
Molecule: messenger RNA, 1252 nt
Organism: Solanum lycopersicum (tomato)
Lineage: Eukaryota; Viridiplantae; Streptophyta; Magnoliopsida; Solanales; Solanaceae
Product: probable proteasome inhibitor
Biological process (GO): proteasome-mediated ubiquitin-dependent protein catabolic process
Molecular function (GO): endopeptidase inhibitor activity; proteasome binding
Source: RefSeq, marked validated